Molecule: messenger RNA, 2275 nt
Organism: Mya arenaria
Lineage: Eukaryota; Metazoa; Mollusca; Bivalvia; Myida; Myidae
Exons: 1
Coding region: 1-1548 (515 amino acids)
Source: RefSeq, a predicted model, not a curated record
AUGUUAAUGAAAUUGUUCAUGGACAAAGGUGUUCAAACUAAAGUAUCUCCAAAUGAACUCAUACUCAUAUCAUAUAAGCAAAACGAUCACAUAGAGAAAUUACCAGUUACCUUAUUAAAUGCCACAUCUCCUGACUUGACAAAUAUGGUAGAUUAUCAUUUUUAUACAUAUGAACAAAUCAUAAAAAUAUUUAAUACACCAACAGCCACGACAAGUCGUAUACAAGGUAACGCUGAAUUACUUCUCCUUAUGAAGAACAAUAAUGUUAGUUUUUUUUUCAAAAUCCGUUUUUUUCUUCCUGAAAGAAAUGAUCAUUUUUACGCCAACUUCCUUGAUAUUUUCAAUAAACGUAUACCAGUGUCCUUUGUUUGCAAUGAAAUGGCUGCAAAUUUCUCAUUUAUUCAUUUAUUGUCCCUGCACGGCUAUUCAAAAUCGAUAGAAACAUGCGUCAAAUAUUUUGGAAGGGGUAUUUUGACUUGUUUAAAUAUUGAUCACUUCACUCCGUUAUAUCUUUCUCUUAUUUUUGACAGGAAAAACAAAACCGUUAAUACUAUUUUGGAAAACAGUGACAACAAACAACUCGUAUUUCCUAGGAAAAACGCAGAAAAGCAUUUUGUGUAUAAUCUAGCAACAAAAUUCUAUUUUUCAAAAGGAGAAAACCGUAGAUCUCUGUGUUUUUUACAAUUUUUGAAAAGACCACUUAAGAGCCCAUAUAAGACGAUUCAACAAUACAAGUGUUUCAAAUCAUAUGAAAAUUCCAGUGUUAAAACGAGCAUAUUUAAACCAUUUGUGAAUGACCUUAAAUUUACAAUUCAUCAUCUUUCAUUUGAAAAACUUCGCCAAUCGUUUCUAGAAAAAAAUAAGAGUUUGAACUUAUUUUGGGGUACUACUUACGCAGAUGCUCUUCUCUUAAUUAAAGAUGGGAAAAUAACUUAUCAAAGCUAUUCUCAAAUGUUGAAACAAAAACGUUUUAUAUGCAUUCAGUAUAUAAGUAUAUUAAAACUAUCGGCAAAGAAAAGACAUAUAACCGUUAUUUCAGAUGAAGUUUUGGACGUUGAAGGGAAAACUCUUGUUAUUACAAAGCUUGAAAAGCAUUUCCUGAAAAAAAUAGUUUCCAAACGGUUCGAAGACCUUUGUAAAAAUAACUUGGACGAUUUUGCAUCAGUCGUGUUUGACGAAAAAGGUUUUUCGAAAAUGAGGUAUGAGACUAUGAGUUUGUAUAAUCAGUUUUAUAUUUCUGCGAAAAAGUAUUUUCAAAAACUAUUUCUAGGUAGGAUAUUCAUGCAAUCACCUUACUUAAAUUUAUUUUUAGUACAAAAGUUCAAAACAAUAGUCCGUAAUGACAACGACUUUAAGAUGUUUUCCGAUAAUGUAGUAUACAAACACAAGUACAUGGAUGCAAUAAAAGUGCUUCCACUUGUACAGUUUUCAUUUCGACAUAAUUUAACAGUUCAGUGGGAAUAUUUAAAGACGUUAUCGCCUAACUUAGACUAUAUAAUUUCGUCUAUGUCAAGCGAACAAAAACGCAAUGUUUAUAAAAAAUUAUGAUUGCUCAUGAAGGCGAUAAUUAAUUGUUUAGUCUCUAAGGAAGAUUGAUUACCAUAGAAACUUGUCUUAAAACAUUCAUGACGCACAUUGGUUUCCUAAGAGUCUUAAUGUAUUUAAUACAAACAGUGAUUGUAGUAUUACACAAUAACUUGUAUAGUAAUAUGCAAAUGUAAUUAAGGCUAUGUAAUUUUAAAUCCAUGACUUGUAUAGUAUAGACAAUCACUGUUUGGUUUGAAUAAACACCAUUUGUAGUAAGAAUGUAUAUGCAAAUGGGUUAACCAAGAACUUAUUUGAUUGUCUGUUUUCUGUUGCUAUCGUGAUUUAUUGUUAAAAUGCUAUUAUGGGUUGGCAUGUUUUUUAAUUCAUGGUCAUUAUCAAUGUCAGGUUGUACAUUGACUGUUUUUACUUUAUAAUGUUCAUGGUGUUGAAAUUAUAUGAAUUUAUAUGUUAGUGUUACUUUAUUCUUCAUUGUAUUCAAAUUAAUGUUGACUCCGAUGCGACUUGUAUUUUUAAUUUUGGAAGUAUUGAUACUAUUGGGAGAAGUGUGAGGUUAUUCGCAUAUAAUCAAGUUACUCCAAGAACUCUCCAGUAAACUCUUGUUCCGGUGAACACUUGUUUCACUGUCCGUCCUUGGGCGGUUAUAUCAUCAUAAAUUGAUAUUGCUAUUUUGAUGCGUGUGUGGACUGUUUAUGGUGUUUGUACGUUUGUGUCUCUCGUUUAAUGUCGA